CCCCGCCCCAGUCGCCUUCUCCCGGAGCAGAAGCUUUUCCGCCUGGGCAUCUGCACUCCCUGAUGGCACACUUUGUGUCCGCUGACGAGCUGAGUUCGCUUUCGGUUUCGACUGAUGCAGUGUCGCAUGUGGUGAUCUUGGUUUUGCUUUGUCUGCCCAGAGUUGCGAUUACAGUCCUGGUAGGGAGGUAUUUUGGUCGGAUAGCGGUGCAAGCAACCAUUUUGUGAGUAACAGCUCCAAAAUGUACAACAUCUCGCCUGUUCCCCCCGGCAAAGAAUACAUCAGAGUAGCCAAUGGUGCUCAUUUGCGCGUGGAGUGUGUCGGUAGUGUCAAUCUGACAUUCCAUAUGGCAGGAGGCCGCUCGGAAGAAGUGGAUUUUUGUGUCCAAUUGACAGACGUGUACGUAGUGCCACGAAUUUCGUUCAACUUGUUCUCCUAAACGCAGAAAAAGCACAGGAUAAUUUUGGAUGAGAGGGGUGUGCACCUUUUCGGCGGUCGGCUUAGUUUCGCAUAUUCGGAUAUCGGAUGCUCUCUAUCGGCCACCCGCUUGCCCCCCUCGUACCGCGACGGUGAUGUAAUCCCCUCUACCGUUGUCCCUCCCCCCGUUGUCCGCCAAGCGUCUCCGCCUGGCGUUGGCACUGGCCUUUUCGCCCAAAACCCCCCUCCCCCUUCUCAGAUUUCAGGAUCGGGUGCAGGGUACGGUCCGAGUUCCAGCUUCCCGUCCACCGGUCCCGCCGGUGUUGUACUUUCGACUACGAGCUUCCCGUCCAUCGGUACUGCCGGUGUUGUACCUU
Messenger RNA from Ectocarpus sp. CCAP 1310/34, 794 nucleotides. Lineage: Eukaryota; Phaeophyceae; Ectocarpales; Ectocarpaceae. The record is from the annotation of a GenBank genome assembly.